AUGGUAUCGGCUAGCAAGUUCACAAAGGCCGAACGCGAAUUGCAAGCUGCGAGGCCGUUCGGCUACGGCCCUCGAAAGUUCUACGAGUCCAGCCACCUGGUGAAGGGGUCCGUGGACAAGAAACCCGGGGACGAGGCGAAGGGUGCGCCGGCACCAGAACCACCCAAACCUGAAGACGUCAAACCGGAGGACGAGAAGAAAACGAAGAGGGUCUAUGUCGCAAUGACGUCUGAUCGAGGUCUUUGUGGCGGCGUUCACAGUGGAGUUGCGCGUAGAAUCCGGCGCGAGCUGACCGAACGCAAAGCAGAAGGGGCCACCCAUAAGCUGGUCUGCGUGGGCGAUAAGUCGCGGGGCGUGCUCCGGCGGACGUAUGCGGAUAAUAUGCUCAUCAACGUCAAAGAUAUAGGUCGUAUUGCGCCCGUGUUCGCAGACGCGUCCGUGAUCGCCGCGGCCAUCGCGGAAUCUGGCUUCGAGUAUGACAUCGGGGAAGUGUACUACAACAAGUACUUCAGCCCCGUCAAGUACGAGAUGACCAUAGUGCCGUUCUUCAACAAAUUCCGGAUUGAGAGAGCGCCGAACAUGUCGGCCUUCGAUGACGUAGACGAAGACCAGCUCGAAAGUUACUCCGAGUGGACCCUCGCGGCACUUCUCUAUUACGCCCUGAAACAAGGCGCUGCUUCGGAACAGUCAGCUCGCAUGGCGGCUAUGGACAACGCCACUAAAAACGCAGAGGAGAUGAUCAGGAAGCUCACUCUCCUCUUCAACAGGACUCGACAGGCUGUCAUCACGAGAGAACUUAUUGAAAUCAUAUCGGGAGCCGCUGCGCUUAAAUAA
Messenger RNA from Leptosia nina, 834 nucleotides. Lineage: Eukaryota; Metazoa; Arthropoda; Insecta; Lepidoptera; Pieridae. The record is from the annotation of a GenBank genome assembly.